This is a messenger RNA of Rhincodon typus (whale shark), 1753 nucleotides long. RefSeq names its product vacuolar protein sorting-associated protein 4A. The coding region runs from base 1 to 1404 and encodes 467 amino acids. NCBI's taxonomy places the organism in Eukaryota, Metazoa, Chordata, Chondrichthyes, Orectolobiformes, Rhincodontidae. Gene Ontology annotation, biological process: vacuole organization; endosomal transport. The transcript has 12 exons. Gene Ontology annotation, molecular function: ATP hydrolysis activity; ATP binding. The record is from RefSeq and is a predicted model, not a curated record.
AUGGAUCAGCUUUGGGGAGUCAGAAGCUACCUUGCUGUGGUGGAGAGACUUGCGUAUUCUGUUUAUCCCAAAAGUUACGUCAUUAUAAAUCUGGUAGCCCCACUUAUGAUGAAAGCAAUUGACCUCGUAACUAAAGCCACAGAAGAAGACAAGGCAAAGAACUAUGAAGAGGCAUUGAGGCUGUAUCAGCAUGCAGUGGAAUACUUCCUGCAUGCCAUUAAAUAUGAGGCUCAUGGAGAGAAGGCAAAGGAGAGUAUUCGAGCGAAGUGUGUUCAGUACCUGGACCGUGCAGAAAAACUGAAGGAAUAUUUAAAAAACAAAGACAAACGCGGCAAGAAGCCAGUGAAAGAAACACAACAAAAUGACAAGGGGAGCGACAGUGAUAGUGAAGAAGAAAAUCCAGAGAAGAAGAAACUGCAGGAGCAGUUGAUGGGUGCUAUUGUGAUGGAGAAGCCCAAUGUGCGAUGGAAUGAUGUAGCUGGUUUGGAGGUAGCAAAGGAAGCCUUGAAGGAAGCUGUGAUUUUACCCAUCAAGUUCCCUCAUCUGUUCACAGGUAAACGAACUCCUUGGCGUGGGAUCUUGCUUUUUGGUCCACCUGGUACAGGAAAGUCCUACCUGGCCAAAGCUGUAGCAACAGAGGCAAAUAACUCCACAUUCUUCUCUGUGUCUUCAUCUGACCUGAUGUCCAAAUGGUUAGGAGAAAGUGAAAAACUUGUGAAAAAUCUGUUUGAGUUGGCUCGUCAGCACAAACCCUCCAUCAUAUUUAUUGAUGAAGUUGACUCCCUCUGUGGAUCCAGAAAUGAGAAUGAGAGUGAAGCUGCCAGGCGCAUCAAAACGGAAUUUCUAGUCCAGAUGCAAGGUGUUGGGAAUAGUAGUGAUGGAAUCUUGGUUUUGGGAGCAACAAACAUCCCAUGGGUGCUGGAUUCUGCCAUUAGGAGGAGGUUUGAGAAACGAAUUUACAUCCCAUUGCCAGAGGAACCAGCAAGAGUUCACAUGUUUAAACUACACCUGGGCACAACUCCUCAUUGCCUGACUGAGGCAGACUUCAGGGAACUAGGCAGGAAAACUGAGGGAUAUUCUGGCGCAGACAUCUGUAUAAUUGUCCGUGAUGCGUUAAUGCAACCGGUCCGGAAAGUGCAGUCAGCAACUCAUUUUAAAAAGAUUCGAGGUCCAUCCAGAACAAAUCCAAAUGUCAUAGUGGAUGACCUUUUAACACCAUGCUCCCCUGGAGACCCAGCUGCCAUUGAGAUGACAUGGGUGGAUGUUCCCAGUGAUAAGCUACUGGAGCCUGUGGUUUGCAUGUCUGACAUGCUUCGCUCACUGGCAACCACUCGACCUACUGUCAAUGCCGAGGAUCUUAACAAAGUGAAGAAAUUUACAGAAGACUUUGGGCAGGAAGGCUGAGCCUUCUAUUAAUCUCCUUGCUCUUCCAGUUGAUCCUUAUUUCUGAAAUCACAAGGAAUUGUACAGUCUGAAGCUGAGAGAAACUUAACACACCUCCCAGAUGCUGCCACAUCAUUUGCCUAUUUUAAGAAAAGCUGAUUUUGUUUUGCUGAAGAUUUUGUGCCGUUAUUAGUAACCAGGUUUCGAGCAGAUAUAUCCCAGCAUGAACUUUGCACUCCUUACAGAGCUCAGGAAACAGACAUGUGGCUUGAACUCUUCCCCGAUUCUGUAAAAGUUUCUGAGAUUUCCUUUAUUCACUGAUUGAGAGCCUUAAAUAAAACAUCGAUCUCUUGCUGAUCCCUGUUCACAA